Panthera uncia (snow leopard) is the source of this 1370-nucleotide messenger RNA. RefSeq names its product glutamate receptor ionotropic, kainate 3. The transcript has 6 exons. The record is from RefSeq and is a predicted model, not a curated record. Gene Ontology annotation, biological process: monoatomic ion transport; synaptic transmission, glutamatergic; modulation of chemical synaptic transmission. The annotation marks the transcript as partial. Lineage: Eukaryota; Metazoa; Chordata; Mammalia; Carnivora; Felidae. Gene Ontology annotation, cellular component: presynaptic membrane; kainate selective glutamate receptor complex; postsynaptic membrane. Gene Ontology annotation, molecular function: transmitter-gated monoatomic ion channel activity involved in regulation of postsynaptic membrane potential; kainate selective glutamate receptor activity.
GCUCAGACGACGGGCUCCAUUCCGCUCCCUUACCCUCCCUCCUCCAGGAAGAGGUGUCUGUCCCCUGCUAGUCUGAGGCUUGGCUCUUACGUCUGUCUGUGCAUAUCUGUCUCAUUGCAGAAGGCAGAUCUGGCCGUGGCCCCCCUGACCAUCACCCAUGUCCGCGAGAAGGCCAUCGACUUCUCCAAGCCCUUCAUGACACUCGGUGUGAGCAUCCUGUAUCGAAAACCCAAUGGCACCAACCCUAGUGUCUUCUCCUUCCUCAACCCGCUGUCCCCAGACAUCUGGAUGUACGUGCUGCUCGCCUACCUGGGUGUCAGCUGUGUCCUCUUUGUCAUUGCCAGGUUCAGCCCUUACGAGUGGUACGAUGCACAUCCCUGCAACCCUGGCUCCGAGGUGGUGGAAAACAACUUCACUCUGCUCAACAGCUUCUGGUUCGGCAUGGGGUCCUUGAUGCAGCAAGGGUCGGAACUGAUGCCCAAAGCCCUGUCCACGCGCAUCAUCGGCGGCAUCUGGUGGUUCUUCACGCUCAUCAUCAUCUCCUCCUAUACGGCCAACCUGGCCGCCUUUCUGACCGUGGAGCGCAUGGAAUCUCCCAUCGACUCUGCUGAUGACCUGGCCAAGCAAACCAAAAUCGAGUAUGGGGCUGUCAAAGACGGGGCCACCAUGACCUUCUUCAAGAAAUCCAAGAUCUCCACCUUUGAGAAGAUGUGGGCCUUCAUGAGCAGCAAGCCCUCGGCGUUGGUGAAGAACAACGAGGAAGGCAUCCAGAGGACCCUGACGGCCGACUAUGCGCUGCUCAUGGAGUCCACGACCAUCGAGUACGUCACCCAGAGGAACUGCAACCUUACCCAGAUCGGGGGCCUCAUCGAUUCCAAGGGCUACGGCAUUGGCACACCCAUGGGCUCCCCGUACCGGGACAAGAUCACCAUUGCCAUCCUGCAGCUGCAGGAGGAAGACAAGCUCCACAUCAUGAAGGAGAAGUGGUGGCGAGGCAGCGGGUGUCCCGAGGAGGAAAACAAAGAGGCCAGCGCCCUGGGCGUCCAGAAGAUCGGGGGCAUCUUCAUCGUCCUGGCCGCCGGGCUGGUCCUGUCCGUGCUGGUGGCCGUGGGCGAGUUUGUGUACAAGCUCCGCAAAACAGCGGAGCGAGAGCAGCGCUCCUUCUGCAGCACCGUAGCCGAUGAGAUCCGUUUCUCCCUCACCUGCCAGCGUCGGGUCAAGCACAAGCCGCAGCCUCCCAUGAUGGUCAAGACAGACGCUGUCAUCAACAUGCACACAUUCAACGAUCGCCGGCUUCCGGGCAAGGACAGCAUGGCCUGCAGCACACCAUUGGCCCCUGUAUUCCCCUAAGCACAGGUGGGGUGGGGACU